This is a messenger RNA of Vicugna pacos (alpaca), 1971 nucleotides long. Lineage: Eukaryota; Metazoa; Chordata; Mammalia; Artiodactyla; Camelidae. The record is from RefSeq and is a predicted model, not a curated record.
UAAGGGUAGGUGUAAGCUGGGAGCAGAUCUGGAAAGGAACCAGGGAUGGAGUGAGGGCUGGGCCUGAGCGGCCGAGCUAAAGUUUAGGCCUGAGAUAAAGGGGAGGUGCCAAGGUUAAAGUAGGACAAAGAGGGAGGGGCCCGGAAGGAGCUGGGAGGCCCCGGAUGAAGAGCGCGGUAGAAGUUCUGACCUGGGCUAAAACAACGCAGCCUAGAGCAGGGGGAGGGGAGGGACUGGGCAAGCAUGAGGCGGAGCUAAGGGCUAAACUGGGGCGAAGCUGAGAUUGGGGUUUAUGGUGGACUCCAUCAAGCUGAGGUUCAGGGUUGGACUUCUGCGAGGAAGAGUCUUGUAGAGACGAAGAACUGGGCUGAGAGCGAUGUGGGUCAGGACGACACUGAGGAUUGAAAGGUGGACCAAGGAAAAGGCUGAGGACAAUGCCAGCUCGUGGGACGAGAGCGGCACCGAGGACACUGGCUUCAUCCUCAGGAAAGCAGUCUGGAUUGGAGACCCACCUUUGUGUCAUUUUAUUAGUGGAUGUUGAAACCAUGGAAGUGGAUAACAUUACCCAAGAUAUAAACAGGUUACCCAGCUGGGAGAGAGGACAUCUGUUGGCUGGUGUGGCUUCGAGCACUGAUACAUCUACCUUCUCCUCUGAAGGUGAAUUCAAGGACACUGACAGGUGCUGCUGGAAACAUAAAAAGUGCACCGGGCACAUCAUCCAUCCCUUCACCUCUGACUAUGGCCACUACAACCUGCACCUGCACUCUGUCAGCCACUGCGACUGUGAUUCUAGGCUGAAGGACUGCUCAGAGAAGAUAAAUAGCAGCUCCCAAGAUGUGGGCCCAACCUGCUCCCGAGAUGUGGGCUCAGCCUGUUUCAACACCAUCCAGUCCCCUUGCUUUGAGCUCAUCCCAGAGGAAGAGUGUGUGGAGCAGUUCUGUUAUGGCUGGUGCAAAAGCUACAGGCCUAUCUCCGUGGCAGUGAUCCACCAUCCCAUCCACCAUGAGUGUGGGGCAGAUGACCUCAAUGAAGAAGAGGAAGAGGAGGAGGAGGAAGAAAGCAAGCCUCCCAUCCCGACCCAAGUGGGGCCCACCACCACACCCACCGACACAGGCAUGGGCAUGGUCACUGGCACCCUUGACUCAGCAGCUCCCAUCACCAUCUGGCGUUCUGAAAGCCCCACAGGGAAGUCCCAGGGCAACAAGGUGAUCAAGAAGGUAAAGAAGAAAAAAGAAAAAGAGAAAGACAAGGAGGAGGAGAUGGACGAAAAGGCAAAGCUGAAGAAAAAAGUCAAGAAGAGCAAGUUGACUAAGAAGAAAAGCCCGGUUAAAUCAGAAUCACCUCCAGACUUGAUCCGAUCGUUAAGCCCAAGAGAGCUGGCCAGGAUGUCAGAGUCCAGCCCAGACAGCCGGCCAGACCUGGAAAGUGAGGACAGUUACAAUGAUCCUGGCCGGGAGGAACCCUCCAGCGAGGACAUUGUGGAGCCUUCAUCGCCCAGGAAGAGAGAGAAGAACAGUAACAAGGCCAAGAAGCCCGGGAUGAAGACCUCACCGGCCAAGAAGGUCAACAAGAGGAAAUCUCCCCCAGCAUCAAACCCCAAUCUCAGUUGAGGCCAGGGCGACCAGGGUGAAGAAUAAAUGCAAUCAAGCCUAUAGCUGACCCCCUGCUUCUCUCUCCCUCCAACCUGGCUCCUUCUGGCGGGGGGGAGGGCUCUGGGCAGAGCUGGAACCAAGGGGCUAAGGGGCUACUGGGGUUUCUGGAGGGCAAUCCAUCUCAGAAGGUAGGUGGGAAGACAUGGGAGGGGCACAGCCUGUUUCUUUGUAACAUCCUAGGCCCAGGGCAGAAGAAGAGCGCAUCUGGGUGAGGUGGGAAGGAAGCUUCCUGUCAACUGGGAGAUGAGUCUGAAAUCCAGUUGGGAACAGGCAGUUCUGUCUGCAGUAAUACCCCUAAUAAAUUGAAACUUUUAACCCA